Molecule: messenger RNA, 159 nt
Organism: Anisakis simplex (herring worm)
Lineage: Eukaryota; Metazoa; Nematoda; Chromadorea; Rhabditida; Anisakidae
Source: the annotation of a GenBank genome assembly
GGCACAUUGGUGAAUAGUAUUCAAGGGUUGAAUACGGAUGAAUCGUCGCUGAUCGGAGAGAAAGCGUUAAUUGUGGACAAAAAUUUGGAUAUGUUGAGACUGGGAAUUGAAGAAGCUCAGGUAAUGCGGAUAACCCCCUCAGUUGAACGACUGCAUUGA